UACGCAUGCCAUUUCUAAAAUUUAUUCAAUAUAAACGCUUCUAGAUGUUGGCGCUUGAUGGAACAUUACACAUCGUACGGACGUAUCGUUACAGAUUGUUACAGAAUACGCAAAGUCCCAUAUAAAAAUGGGUUCGUUAGUUGUCCUGUCGCCUGUUGCUGUGGAAACCCGCAUUGUUUCCAUUUUCAGCUCGACUCAAGGGUCAGUUCGGGCGUGUCCUACCCAUCCCACCUCUGUCCCCCACUAUGGGUGCUCCCGCAUUUUCGCAAUUCGUAAUUCGCCCUUCGCAUGCUGCAAGUUUUAAGACCACUCAAGACCGCACAUUCCAACCUACCCUCCCUAUCGUGAAUGUCUCUCAGCCUUGCUUGAAGCGAGGUGGCGUUCUUAGAUAUGGGCGUUCAACAACCUUACAUGUACGACAGCGACAGGCGCGAUUCGAGAUUGCCUGAAAAACCAUUCGACCCUAAGGCCAUCACCAGAGCGAGCUGGACACCACAGCCCAAGAAAAAGAAGAAGCAAAAUGGCCCUUUAUUAGGCUUUGGUCGGCAUCCCGAUGCACAAGCUGUUCCAACUGGCCGGACUUUAUUCUUUCGCCCCAUGAGUAGCACCACCAAAGGGUGGAUCAAGUCUAUGAGAUAUGUCCAAUUAUUUCUUCGCGUACUCGAGAUGAUCGGGGGAGGCGGUCUGCUUACCCUCAUGAUUCUAAUCGGGAAUGUUGAUCCUCUAACUGCUUGGGUCAUGAGAAUCACGCCCGGUGUAGUAGCUAUCAGCUGCGUUUAUGCCAUCUGGCAUUUCAUCCGACCCGUCAAUGCAAGACCGCCCGCUUCUUCAGCGGCUUACCAACUAUUCGCCGGUGUUAUGGACCUGGCUGUAGUACCGCUCUACGCUUUUGGCGCGAUCUCUGUCAACAACCACGGCACCGAAUGGAAGCUGAUUAUAACGGCUUCCUCUCAGCUUACUGAGAUCCUGGUCCAGAGCGAGUACUACCUCCUCAUCAGCGCCGGCGGUCUUCAUGUGGUCUCACUUGGUAUCUCGAUCUACCUUGGUCUCAUGUUCCGGCGCAUCGCAAUUAUGCCGCCGGAUAUGAACCCGCUCGAGAGCCAUCUGACCUCGCGCGCCAACCAGCACAAGCGCAACAAGUCAUCAGUCGCAACGAGUUACACUGCUGUUUCUGACGACACGAGUUCGAAGCGAUUCUCCGGGCUAGAAAGCCAUCGCAACUCAGGCGCGACUUUCGAGGACCUCUCCAGGCCCCCGAGUAUCCCGUUCAUGCACACGCGCACCGGAUCGCGAGACUCCUUCGCUUCGUCUAAGCGCGACUCCCGCGCCGACCUGCCGAGCAGACAGUACCAGAUCACUCCGGGCAACUCGCCCCGCAAUAGUGUUGCGGACAUGAAGCGCAUGUCGAACGGAUCAGGUCUGACCAUCUCAACCUCACGCACAGCGCAACGCGGCAACUACACUGAGGUCCCGCUACACGAGACAGGAGUCUCAACACCAACAUCCUCGCGGCCAUCCAGCGGCGUGACACUAGCCCCGAUGCCCUCGCCCUCAGCGCAACAACCGAUCAACGCAUCGCCGACUCGCGUCGCCAAGUUCACAGAAGCAUGGUACGCAUCCGAAUCGCUAAUCAACCGCACACAAGAGCGUCAACGCGCAAUGAACGCCGCAGAGCGCCGACGCGAGCGCGAGUCGCGCCAAUACGAAGCCGUGAACCAACGAUACACCUUCGACGAAGACGACAGCUCAGAUGACCGCGACUCAGACCGCGAGAACAACUACGACGUCAUCGGGCCAGACUACUCCGACAUCGAAGACGACGGCGCGCCUAGCAGCCCUAUCAACGUCACCGCACAUCUUCACCCGAACCCACUCCGCCUAAACCCAAUCCCCGCCACACCCCCCAAAGACGCCAUCGCAGGACGGCAGAAAACGCCCUUCCAACGCGACGGCGAAAGCGAGGCUCUGUCUGACGUGAACCUCAACGACAGACGCGUCAGCGGCAGCCGCGACAUCGCAGACCAGCAGCCCUCGUCCACAUCCGGCGUCACCUCCUUCUGGCGCCGCAGCACAAUCGGUAAAUCCAAACCGAAUCUCAGCCCGCGGAAUCGCAACUCCUCGAUCCAGCCCGAUGGCGAUUUCUACGCUAAACCGUACGGCGAGCUGAAGUCUGCUACGCCGCCUAUCAUGAUGGGGACAGGUGGGAAUGUGAGUGGUGGUGGGGGACGCCAGGUUUCGUCUGGGAAUGAUUAUGGCGAUUUGGGGAGUGCGGGUAUGGGGGUUGCGCAGUCGUAUAGACGGAAUGUGAGUGGGAAGGUUGCGGAGGAGGGGUUGGCUGGGAAGAGGUAUUCGCGGUAUAGUAUUUUGAAUGAGGAUUGAGGGGGCUGGGUUGGGAUUAAGGGGGGGAAGGGUUGUGGGGGAUGUUGGGGGAGGGAUUGGGAUCGAGUGAUUUCUAUGAUACCGCCUGGAGUUAGUCGCUACCUGGUUUUUAUUGGAUUUUUUGGAAGGGUGGAGGGCGGAGGGGGAAGGGGAGAGAGGAAAGGAACGGUGAACUGUGAACUGUGGUCUAGUCAAGAUGUGGUGAUUGAUAUGAUGAUGACUCACGGGUGUAAUACUAGGUAUAUAAGGGAUACUGGGGCUGGCUAGGUUAGGGAUCUGGUCUCAAUGGGAUAAUAACUGUUGUUUAAGAGUUGAAGGUGUUGAUGAGUGAGAUGUUGAAUGAUGGCUUUGAACGGGUUGGUUGGGCAUGCUUCAGAUGGAUAGCAAGUAAAAAAAUACAUCGACUUAUUGUAGAAAUAUGUGUUCUGGGUUAUGUUUAUCGUAGUCAUUGCUUUCGAAUAUUGGACAUCCAUUCCUAUUUACAUGCCAUUCUUCCAUAUCCAGUCGUCAAUCUACCAUAAAAGGGCUAUUACCACAAAGGUUCCAGGGUAGUCGUAAAGCCCAAGUCAUCACAGUGAAU
This is a messenger RNA of Annulohypoxylon maeteangense, 2959 nucleotides long. RefSeq lists its product as uncharacterized. The coding region runs from base 391 to 2379 and encodes 662 amino acids. The record is from RefSeq and is a predicted model, not a curated record. The transcript has 3 exons. NCBI's taxonomy places the organism in Eukaryota, Fungi, Ascomycota, Sordariomycetes, Xylariales, Hypoxylaceae.